Jaculus jaculus (lesser Egyptian jerboa) is the source of this 831-nucleotide messenger RNA. RefSeq names its product NK6 homeobox 2 (gene Nkx6-2). Lineage: Eukaryota; Metazoa; Chordata; Mammalia; Rodentia; Dipodidae. Gene Ontology annotation, biological process: cell differentiation; regulation of transcription by RNA polymerase II. The record is from RefSeq and is a predicted model, not a curated record. Gene Ontology annotation, molecular function: RNA polymerase II cis-regulatory region sequence-specific DNA binding; DNA-binding transcription factor activity, RNA polymerase II-specific. Gene Ontology annotation, cellular component: nucleus. The transcript has 3 exons. Bases 1 to 831 code for a protein of 276 amino acids.
AUGGACGCUAACCGUCCGGGCGCGUUCCUGCUGAGCAGCGCGCCCCUGGCCGCACUGCACAACAUGGCUGAGAUGAAGACGUCUCUGUUCCCAUACGCGCUGCAGGGUCCGGCCAGCUUCAAGGCGCCCGCACUGGGUGGCCUCGGCGCGCAGUUGCCUCUAGGCACUCCGCACGGCAUCAGCGACAUCCUCGGGCGGCCAGUGGGCGCGGCGGGAGGCGGCCUUCUGGGCAGCCUGCCGCGCCUCAACGGGCUUGCCUCGUCGGCCGGCGUCUAUUUCGGGCCUGCGGCUGCGGUGGCGCGCGGUUACCCCAAGCCGCUGGCCGAACUGCCCGGACGCCCGCCCAUCUUCUGGCCCGGGGUGGUACAGGGCUCGCCCUGGAGGGACCCGCGCCUGGCCGGCCCGACCCAAGCCGGCGGGGUCCUGGACAAGGACGGCAAGAAGAAGCAUUCCCGACCGACCUUCUCUGGCCAGCAGAUUUUCGCACUGGAGAAGACUUUUGAACAGACCAAGUACCUGGCGGGCCCCGAGCGCGCGCGGCUCGCCUAUUCUCUUGGCAUGACGGAGAGCCAGGUGAAGGUGUGGUUCCAGAAUCGCAGGACCAAGUGGCGUAAGCGGCACGCGGCGGAGAUGGCGUCGGCCAAAAAGAAGCAGGACUCGGAUGCAGAGAAGAUGAAGGUGGGCAGCUCAGACGCAGAGGACGACGACGAGUACAACCGGCCCCUGGACCCCAACUCAGAUGAUGAGAAGAUCACGCGGCUGCUCAAAAAGCACAAGCCCUCGAACUUGACGCUGGUCAGCCCGUGCGGCGGCGCGGGGGACGCAUUGUGA